CCCUAAUCCAGCUGGUAAGGGAAACCCAAGUCAAUCUAGAGAUCACUUCUUGACUGACCACUUCUAACUCAUGUCCAUCUCUUCAUCAGUCAGGAUGGAUUUCAAGCGGACCCUUAUUACUGCUUUGGCACAUUUCAAUCCUUCCGAUGUUAUUCAAUCACCGGAACUUUAUCAUGGCUUUAGUUGCUUCUUCUCUCGAGAAAGUGGUUUGAAUCUUCUGCAAUUUCUGUGCUCUUCACAUCAAAUAUUUCCUUCCCAGAGCACUCGAGCUAUCUCCCAACUCAUAGCGCGGCCUGCCAAUUCUCAACUUGCUUCUGCUCCUCCAGCUUCUCCUCCAGCAUCUCCUCCAGCUGCUCGUUGUUCUCCAGCUCCGUUGCUUCGUCAACCCAAAAGAAAGAGAAGCGCAAAAAAGGUGCAGCAAAAGAGGCUCCUGCACUAUGAAGCAGGCUUCAGCGAGCUACAGAAUAGUGUGAUGAAAACAGCUGAGACCUACUUCAAAGAUAAAACGACCUGCUGUGAUUUGGUUGACAUUUCAGUGCAUCUGAUCAACAGUCAACCUCUCGAAGAAACUGUUUACAAGAGCUUGUGGAAACGAAGUGUUGAUAUAUUCUCAAAGACUGAUUCCAAAGCAUCUCGAGUACGCCGUCUUGAGGCAGGUCGAGCAGUACUGCAAAGAGAACGCUUUGCAAAUGUCUAUGCCGAUCGAUUGGGCAUGCUACUUUUCCGUAUUGAGCUUGAUGAAAUGAUUCUUUCAGUUCCAGAUAAUGAAUGCCGGCAGGGCAUCGGCAAAGCGACAAUAGCCUAUGGAAAGUAUGCAAAGGAAGCUGAUGUGGAUGUUGAGUAUGUAUCACAAACCAGAUCUCUGAGCCGCAACUAUGCUCGUCUUGUGACCAUAUGUGGUCCUGGAAUUUUGGCAUGUUUGAAUGAACAACGUUCAAGAAUGUGGGAGAGGGGCUCUGUAGAUGUUGACCUACUGCUUAAGUUUGUGAAAGAUAAAUACCCUGAACGGGAGAAGAUCUUUCGCCGCCAUGACCAACUAUGCGCAAAGGCUAUCCUCGGUGGGCUUAGAGCUUAUGGAUGGGAGGACGAUGAGAUUUUUCAGAGCAAGGGAGAAGUGUUGACGGCCGUGAGGAAAUAUUUCGGAGAGCCCGUGCAGGGAGCGACAAACAAAGAGCCCAGCAGCAAACGGCUAUAUCGCGGCUUGCAGGCACAGGAUUUUGAACAACAUGUGCCUAGAGCUUAUCCAUUAGGAGACCUCAGUCAUCGUAUAAACUCGCACAGUGACGCUCCAAUGCGAGCUCUCGCUGCUGCUGCGACCCAACGCGAAAGCACAUACCAGUUGCAGCCAACGGAUUCGGUGCGCGCGGCGCCAUUAAACAUCAUCCCCAGUGAUGUUGGUAACACCCAAAGCAGGUUGAACCCUGGGGACUGUCAAGCUUAUCAAUCGCCGACUGUCCACACUCUUCCCAACACCAAUGUUGAAACCCGCUUUGCCUUUUCUUCACCUAGGCAACCUUCAAUUCCCUAUUCUGUCAGUAUCAAUCUGGACUCCUGGUCUGCCUUUUCUCCAUCCAGACAACAUUCAAUUCACCCCUCGGCGAAUCUCCUUCCUUCUGCCAAUCUUGACUCCUGGUCUGCAUUUCUUUCACUCAGACAAUCUUCAACUGUUCCACCAGAUGCUGACCAACCUCCGAUUGACCCCACGACGGCUGUUUAUUCUACAGACAUCAACCUUGACUCCUGGACUUCUUUUCUUACACCUGGACAAUCUUCCGGGGGAUGUUAGCCAACCUUCCAUUAAUCCCGCGAGGAACUUUGGCUCUAUUUGUAUCAAUCUUGGUUACUGGUCUGUAGCCUGCACCAGCAUCUCAACCCCGCCCACCAUGGAUCUACUUCUACUCCUCCGAACAGGUCAGGAAGCUCUAAACCCGAGUACUAUUAUGAACGCCUCCUUGUGGAAUACAUAUAAGGCCUUAAAUCGUAGAUUCACUUUGUCAUUCUAGAGUUCCACUUAGGGGUUAUUUAUCAUUUGUUGAAUUUCGCGGAAAAUGGACAAUUAUCGCCCCAACCUGUUUUCCAUCAUCAAUGUUGAAAUCUGUAUGUUUUAAUGCGAACAAUGGCUUCUCCCAACUCCAAUCUAUUUUAAUGUUAUUUCCCUCCUUGUCUCCGACAUAGACUUGUGCAUUCUCGAUAGCGACUAAAGGGACUAUCACAGUGUCGUGUUGUCCGCCAGCUGAAAAUUUUCGUCUCAACACAGCAAGAUGUGAAGACAGUGCGGAAACUCCAAGUAGUGACAUUCUCUACACCAGAUGUUAGAUCAUUCUAUUUUGACAUUGGGCAUUAAUCAACUAACUUUCUGGUAAAGCUUCUGCGCUUCCCCGACAAUUGGUAGGCAGUCAUUUGGAAGAGUGUAUCGCGAAGCAUCAUGUGACGGGUCUGACCGGUGCACCGUGUCGUAGAUGCUGUCAACUGCUCGGCUCGCAGAAGGGUGAAAUUCUUUCGGCAGUUGUAAAUAUUCAAUAGGAUCGACAGUGGCUUGCAUUUUAUUUUACCAGGGCUAUUGGAAAUUGUUGGCGUUGUAUUACGCAAGACCGAAUCCUGAAAUUCGCUCCGUAGUGUAAUGUAGAAAGACAGAAAUUGAGUUCCAGCGGAAUUAAUUUAUGAAGAUUCAAUUUUUUUCUGUCAGGUUAACGGGGUGAAGAUAUAUUCCUUAAUGAGACGCAGCCUGCGGGGCAUGGUGGGGUCGUGUGAUUUCCGAAUUGUUGUUCGGUCCUACAUUUUGCCGAAUUUUCGCAAACGGGUGGGCAUUAAAUCUCAUAGAGCAGAAUCUUAAUCUCACCCGAGCCCGUUCCGAGAAUAUACUCUAUAUGGAUAGAUGUUUAAUGUUUCCCACACGCCAUUUCGGAUAACGUUGGUUGGGCAGCUCCUGUUCAUUCGCGUGGACAUAAUUUUCAGCCGGAAAAACUUCCGCCAGUUCGCCCCCAGCCAUCGUCUAACGUAAAGAACAAAUAGCUAGACUGUACCCUUUUCCGUUUGUAAAAUUUAUAGUAGCAUGUAUUGAUAUAGUCAACCGGUUACGCCGGCUUGUCUUUCCUGACGGAGGACGGUGGAAGCAACUGAAUUCUUCCCUGUCACAGAAUAUGAUUGGAGAACUCCAAAUGGCACAAAAAGAUCCUAACAUCAUCUAGCCAAACAUUUUCUUUCCGCUAGACCGUCAUAUAUUAAUUGAUAGAGUUCCUGGUUCACCACUCCAAAUAUUUAAUCAAUUAUUGCGACAGGGUUUCUGUUAAGACACGAAUUUCCAGUCGAUUUGCGGAAUGUGACUUGAAGCGGCAUCAAAAUCGUGAAGGAUUUGAUUGAGAUAUCUUCGAAGUACACAAGCCCCGCCACUGAACAUUUUGAAAUUUUGCUUGGCUUUCCUACCCCGCCCCAAGCAGCAAGCGCUUGUGUAUUAACACGAUCCGAAGAAAUAGGAAUAACCGUCAUUUGUUGUCAAAUAAAAGCGUGUAGGAAGGAAACUACGCGGAGAAUGAAAUAGGAAAAAGGGGUCAAUAUUCUUGUUGGGUAAAGACACAUGUUAACAAUCUCCUGGAAAAUUGGAAGCGCGAUGAAAAUUUUUGCCCCUCAGCAUAUUUGCGCAUGACAUCCUGGGUCAAUUCCAGGCGGUCCCGCCCACAGUGCUCCAAUAUAAUUAGCAUCCGAGUGUAAAACCAGUAGACAGAAGUUGAGAAGGGUCAGGAAAGACCUAACAAGGCAGAGAUACAGAACAGAUAGGAAGACUAUGAAUAGAGGAAGCUCUAGUGUGGAAAGAAAGCAAUUCAUGCAAGAAUAACUUGUGUCACAGCAGGAUGCUUCUUGCAAGAAGAGCUGAAUUUCCAAGGAGAAGAGCAGAAACUGCUGUAUGUAUAGUAGUGCGCUGCAUAGCUGCCUGAGGGCGGCUGGGACAGUCUAUGAAUAAAUCAAUCAAUCAAUCAAUCAAUCAAUCAACAAACAAAACGAACUGGAUGACGGGGCGACACUGGAUGACGGGCGACACUGG
Messenger RNA from Blastomyces gilchristii SLH14081, 4039 nucleotides. RefSeq lists its product as uncharacterized. The transcript is spliced from 4 exons. Lineage: Eukaryota; Fungi; Ascomycota; Eurotiomycetes; Onygenales; Ajellomycetaceae. The record is from RefSeq and is a predicted model, not a curated record. Bases 71 to 1786 code for a protein of 571 amino acids.